UGUCUUUGACCCGUUAUGAAUAUCUGAGUGUACGCUCCUUCUACUUCUCUAUCUUUAUCUUGACCGUCGCUUCUUUUCCUGUACCCUCCUUUCCGGCCUUCUGCCUCUACAGUUUGUUCUGUAGCCUUGCACACCUUCAUCUCCAUUUUGUUCUCUUGGUGAGAGUAACUUUCUUGCUAGGAACAUUUCCCAUUUAGUUUCCUACGGAACAUUGGUCGAUUUGGAGACAAUCUUCGGUUUUGAGUGGUAAUUCCCCACAAGUCUUUCAUCGGUCCAUGGGCAGACAUUGGUUUCAACAAGUUUGAUCCCGAUUGUCUUAGUUGCCAUGCCUAGUCGCCCACAAAGAUUGAACAAGAAGAGAUUGCUACUGCCCAAGUCGCAAGUGGCUGAGAAUCCGAAUGUUGCAAAGAAUUUGAAUGUUGCAAAGAAUCCAAAACCAUUCCUACCAGUGGAAGAUUCGUCCAAGAACAAGUCAUCCAACAAGCAAGAAGACAUACUCCGGGCGAUCGGGGAUCAGCCUGUCACUGAGCGACAAAUCUUGUCAGCUGUUGGCGACAAUCGAUACACGCGAGAGAUUCUAAGGCGCUUGAUGGCACUAUCUGUGGUGGAGAGGAUGGGAAAGGGAGGGUCCAGCGAACCUUUCUUGUACAAGGUCGUCAGAUCUCCCUCUGAAGCACUGCGAGAGGGGUUGAAGGAUCCAGUGGUGGAGAUGCGGCUGAAGAGAGUAGAGGACAGGAUCAUCAGCUUCUUCAAGCUCCACCAGGAGCUCGUCACAGAGAAAGUCAUCCGCUCCUUCAUUGGCGAUAACACUGGGACAGGCAAGGCGCUUCGCCGGUUGGUUAGCUCCAGGAGGAUACAUCGGAUCGGCAAGGGAGGGGCAGGAAACCCCUUCCUGUAUCGACUGAACGUCUUGGACGAGAGCGGAACGGAGGAGCAAGUUUCAGAGGACGAGGACAGCGAGGGGCUUGUGGUUGCGAAGGAUCAGGACAUGUCGGACAGAAGUACCGUCGCCUCCACGUGCUGCUCAGAUAUGGAGGAGCAGGAGGUAGGAGGAGGGUCUUACAAGGAAGUCGAAGGAGGAGCAGCAGCCGGGAGUCAGGGCAGAUUCUGCUUUCCGGAAGGGGAGGGCGAAAGGGAACAGUUUGGCAAGUUGUUUUCAUCUACAGAUGCGUGCAGCGAGCUUGAUGGACUUGAAGACGACUCGUUGGAUCUUGACGAUGGUGCUAUCAACUAUCCUGUCUGCUUGCAAGCGAAGGCGCUGAAGGAGGAUGAUAUCGUCCUGCCCGAGAUGAAGGGUGGAGGGGACAGCACCGAUCUGCUCCAGUCGUUCCUUGAAUGACACCGGCUCGUGUCCUGGUCGUAUGUGGAGAACGGUCGAUCAGUGUGAAGACGCCGCAGGAUGUGUUGAAUGUUUAAUUUUUCACCUUGUUAUGUUUAAGUUGUUAUGCAAUGUAUGUCUGCUAUUCCAUC
Messenger RNA from Guillardia theta CCMP2712, 1470 nucleotides. RefSeq lists its product as hypothetical. The record is from RefSeq and is a predicted model, not a curated record. Bases 326 to 1339 code for a protein of 337 amino acids. The transcript has a single exon. Lineage: Eukaryota; Cryptophyceae; Pyrenomonadales; Geminigeraceae.